AUGGAGAUGGAGGGCCACCAUCCGGGCUCUGAGAGCCCCAACCUGGACUCUCUACCCUCGGAGGCAUCAGUGAGUCAGGUGGAGGAGGUGGGGGUGGAGGUGGAGCCCAGCUCUGUGGCCAGCUCCAGCUCGGCGGUCAGCAAGAGGAGGAAGAAGAGGAGGAAGGAGCCGCGGCCCGAGUCCAUCAUCGUGUACCGCUCGGAGAUGACGGAGGCAGAGGGGGACAGGGACCAGGAGAGGCAGCCGGGGGACGAGCAGGGCUGCGAGGAUGGCCAGGACCGCGGCCUAGAGGAGGGCGCCAAGUUUCUCAACACACCUCCAGGAGACGUGGAGCAGUGGAGCUUGCCGCCAGACAGCCGCUACGUGACCCUGACGGGCACCAUCGCACGGGGCAAGAAGAAGGGCCAGAUGGUGGACAUCCACGUGACGCUGACCGAGAAGGAGCUGCGCGACAUGGCCAAGUCCAAGGAGCGACUGGACGCCGCGUGCGAGCGCGACGCCGCCUCGGGCAAGGGAGGCCGCAGCGGCGCCAUGCGCGGCUCCUGCGGCCUGGGCGUGUGCCAGGGGCCGCACGUGCUCCUGUGGAGCCUGUCCUGCGCGCCCGUGGUCUUCGUCCUCUCCUUCAUCACGUCGUUCUACUUCGGCACGAUCACCUGGUACAACGUCUUCCUGGUGUACAACGAGGAGCGGACGUUCUGGCACAAGAUCACCCUCUGCCCCUUCCUCAUCAUCUUCUACCCCAUGCUCAUCAUGGCCGUGUCAGUGUCGCUGGCCGUCUACUCGGCCGUGGUGCAGGUGUCCUGGGCGUUCGGUGAGUGGUGGCAGGCCGUGCGCGACCUGGAGAAGGGCUUCUGCGGCUGGGCGUGCGGCAAGCUGGGCCUGGAGGACUGCGCCCCCUACAGCGUGGUGGAGCUUCUGGACUCGGACACGCUGGCCGACAUCCUCCACCACGGGAAAGUGGCUCACCACGGGGAGGACUUGCAACAGACAUCGUCCGUGUAAGGUCCGGGGAUAAUGCUUACUGUGGGACUUCAAUAACGUGUGCAAACGUGUGCGCAAGGAAGCCGACAAGGGGGGACAAAGGGGUCACUUGUCCCGGGCCCAGAGAGAGAGAGGGGGCCCAGAACUGGAUCCUCAUUACAUUUUAUUGAUUGGGUUUGGGGAUGUCUUUGUCCCGGGCCCAGCCAAAGCUGUCAGCGCAGCGGCCCAGCACCACGUGCGAAUGAGAGCACAUACUUGCU
Molecule: messenger RNA, 1241 nt
Organism: Engraulis encrasicolus (European anchovy)
Lineage: Eukaryota; Metazoa; Chordata; Actinopteri; Clupeiformes; Engraulidae
Gene: tmem169b
Product: transmembrane protein 169b
Exons: 4
Coding region: 1-1002 (333 amino acids)
Source: RefSeq, a predicted model, not a curated record